Messenger RNA from Camponotus floridanus (Florida carpenter ant), 2106 nucleotides. It is a transcript of the gene DopEcR, whose product is annotated as G-protein coupled receptor 52. Gene Ontology annotation, cellular component: membrane. The record is from RefSeq and is a predicted model, not a curated record. Gene Ontology annotation, biological process: G protein-coupled receptor signaling pathway. Lineage: Eukaryota; Metazoa; Arthropoda; Insecta; Hymenoptera; Formicidae. Bases 615 to 1556 code for a protein of 313 amino acids. Gene Ontology annotation, molecular function: G protein-coupled receptor activity; peptide binding. The transcript is spliced from 5 exons.
AGAGAAGCGGACUUUCUCUGCCAGUAGUUGUAGAAGUCCCGGUUGGAGUCGAGCGAGAGUGCGAAUAUGUGCGCCUGUGCGUAACGGUGUGCUUCUGCAUCUCGAGUGGACCUCACGGCAGAGCGGGAGGAAUAUAUAAGGACGUUGAGAGACAGGAAUCGGCGAUACGAGCAACAACGACGACGAGGACGACGUGGACGAGGACGACGCGCUAUCAGCGUCUCGGCUGUCGCUGCCGACUCGGCCGGGUUUCGCGGAGAAAAGCGACGCGAGAGGGUGAACGGGAGCAUCAGGAGGCUGCGACAAGAGGCACUAGCGGAGCUGCUGGUGCACGCGACCAGGAUGCGACCGAGGAGUGACUCAUCGAUAAUAUAUCAAGAUCCGUGAAGACACAGUUUCAUAUCGAAAACUCUUUCGCCUGAGGACUUGAAAUAUUUAUCUCUAAUAAUAGAAAAGUAACAUAACGAAAAGAAGAUACGUAACAAGGAGUCAAGGGUGGAUCAGCGCGAGCUUCGAGGAGCGUCCAACAUUUGGCAGCAGGAAGAUCGCGAAGAGGGUGAAGGGUAAAAGCAUCUAAGGGCGGGUGGGGGGAUGCAGCUCGAAAGGGUGGCGGCAUGGAGGAGCCCUCGUUGGAGGCUCUCAUGCAGGCGAGCCUUAUCUUCGUGGUCGCCGUCGCCAUCAUCCUCUCGAAUCUGCUCAUUAUCGCCACCUACCUUAACUUCCGCGGUCCCUCCGAGGUGAUAAACUACUACUUGCUAUCACUCGCCUCGGCAGAUCUUUUAUGUGGUCUGUUAGUGGUUCCGCUCUCAGUAUAUCCGGCGCUGGUACGAAGAUGGGUUUACGGAGAUAUCGUUUGCCGACUCGUCGGUUAUUUGGAAGUCACACUUUGGGCGGUAUCGGUGUACACUUUUAUGUGGAUCUCCGUAGAUCGCUAUCUGGCUAUCAGAAAACCGUUGAGAUACGAGACCGUACAGACAAAAACCCGAUGUCAAUGCUGGAUGGUCUUCACGUGGAUCAGCGUGGCGAUGAUGUGUUGCCCGCCUUUGCUCGGCUUCAACAAGCCGAUCUUCGAUCGCGAGGCCUUCAUCUGCAUGCUCGAUUGGGGCAACAUGGCCGCGUACACCAUCACGCUGUCGAUCCUCGUGUUGGGACCGUCGGUCAUCACCAUCGUCUACACGUACUUCUAUAUUUUCUCCACGAUGAGGCGAUUGAAGUCCGGCGUGUUGAUCCACGACAAAGAGUACGCUACUGCGCUAUCGGAAAAUCUAAGCAACCCGAGCCACAUUAUGUCCUUCGUCCUAGUGAUGGCUUUCUGCAUGUCAUGGGCGCCGUUCGCCGGACUGAGGAUAUACGCGGUUGUUAACGGGCCGCCUCAGGUACCGUUUUUACACUUUGCCGUGGUGUGGUUGGGGGUCACGAACAGCUUUUGGAAAGCGGUCGUCCUUGGUACACUGAGUCCCCAGUUCCGGUUAGCCGUACGAGUGCUCUGUCUCACUGUAUGCUGCCGGCACAGGCGACUUCCGCCGGAGCUUCUCGGCCUCGACGACGAUGACUAACGCCGCAUUUACAACGUCUACGAUCAGCAGAGCCUAUGUUGCGUUCUGUUCUAUCCGCGGCGCGUUCUUAGAGCGUCGCUUUUACUUCUAUUCAAGGAUCGUCCUCGCAUCUUGGCACCACUCGCAAGAUGUUCUCUUAAAACUUCGAGCUCCGGCAUACGAAUCGGUACCGAUCGUAGCUUAUGAAUAUCGAUACUGACUUCUAACUUAGUUGAAAUAAUUUAAAGGAAAUAAAGAGUGAUAAAUUAUUAAAAUAAAUAUUAUGUAGAAGAUAGAAAAAGAUUCGGAAUAUACAUGAAACCGGUAUUAUGUAUGAAAAAAAGAGAACAUUUUUGGAAUCUUUAAGUAGAUAAACGUACGUGAAAAUUCUGUGUCUAAAUUUUUAUUUAAAAUGUGAGAAUUCGAUAUUUUUCCAAAGAAAAAAGUCUCUAUUGUUGUAUUAUCUGCAUUCUAUUUGUACAUUCAUGUAGUUAUAUAAAUUUAUAUACAUAUAUUAUUUAUUCUUUUUGGAGAGAGAGACAGGAAACUUUUUAGAAAUGCAAGAUUUUAA